Molecule: messenger RNA, 1359 nt
Organism: Alosa alosa (allis shad)
Lineage: Eukaryota; Metazoa; Chordata; Actinopteri; Clupeiformes; Clupeidae
Product: C-type lectin domain family 4 member F-like
Exons: 5
Coding region: 16-1062 (348 amino acids)
Molecular function (GO): signaling receptor activity
Source: RefSeq, a predicted model, not a curated record
GACAGAGAAACAAAAAUGUCUGUAAAUAUUAAUGAAAGAGAAGACAUUGUUGAAGUCAAACAGAUUUUGACUGACCAUAUAGAAGUUUACGAUAACAGCACCAGAAGUGACUCUCCAGGAGGAGGCUGGGGAUCUGAAAGGAUCAAGCAGAAAGGGGCAAGGCCCUACAAGUUGGCUACAGGGAGCGUGCUGCUGCUGUGUGCCCUUCUGCUGUUCACCAUCAUGGGGCUGUGCGUUCACAUCUCCAGAGAGAGACACGAGCUGCGCGCCAUCACCACCAACCUUACUGGAGCCAGAGAUCUGCUAGAGUCCACUAAUGCUAAUCUGACCAGGGAAAGGGAUGCGUGUAAGACCAGCAACACACUCAUCACAAAAGAGAAGGAGCAGCUAGAGAGCACCUAUGCAGCUGUGGUCAGCGAGAGAGACCAGUUAAAUGCCACUUACACCAACACACAUGCAGAGAAAGUCCAGUUACAGGCCAACUACAACACUCUAUCCAAAGAUAAAGACCAGCUGCAGAACCGCUACAAUGAACUGAAACGAGAUCGAGAAUCGCUGAACACCAGCUAUGUCAACCUUGAGAACGAGAGAAAUGACAUGCAGAAAGGGCUCCUAGACUUGGGUUGGAGGUAUUUUGACUCCCACCUGUACUACAUCUCAACAAUGAACAAAUCCUGGGAUGACGCGCGACAGGACUGCAAAUCGAGAGGAGCAGACCUGAUCAAAAUAGACAGCCAAGAGGAACAGGAAUUUGUCUCAUCGUUUAACAAGGAAGCUUGGAUUGGCCUGUCUGAUGUCAACAUCGAGGGGCAGUGGAGAUGGGUAGAUGGUAGCCCACUGACUACCAAGUUCUGGGCCAAAGACCAGCCAAACAGCUACAAAGGAGAGCAAGACUGUGUGAAGCUCUGGCUAUCACCACCCCUGGAGAACUGGAAUGACGAGAAAUGUUCCAUAGUACACACCUGGAUAUGCGAAAAAACUAAUCCAGAGAUAGUUAAAUGUGCUCUAAGUCUUCCAUAUUACAGACCUGGAUAUGCGAAAAACUCACCCAGAGAUAGUUAAAUGCGCUCUAAGUCUUCCAUAAUACACACCUGGAUAUGCGAAAAACUCACCCAGAUAGUUUAACGCGCUCUAAGUCUUCCAUAAUACACACCUGGAUAUGCGAAAAACUCUCCCAGCGAUAGUUAAACGCGCUCUAAGUCUUGUUACACAGUUUCUGAGCUAAAAUUUAUUUUUGUCACAUACAGCAGUGUUUCCGCUAGAUUUUUUUUAAACAGUGGCGGCAGACAAUAUUUUGCGUCUCCCCUAAUUCUGAAGCAGUGGCCGCUAAAUGAAGAGGAAACACUGAGAAGAAAGUUA